UGGCAGUCCGUGGCGUCAUCGCCAUGAGACGGAAGAGAGAAUUUGUAGUCGCCAGGAGUCCUUAUAGUGACAUGACAAAAACAAUCAGCUUUCUGAAAUAAUUCAAAACGAGCCGGGUGAAAAAUUAGGUAAGUGUUUGAUAAGAUGAAGAAGGCAUCAUCUUCUGAUCGGAUGUGAUGAAUUUAUGUAUAAUAUGGCGGGUUUGUGUUAUUCUGGGCUGGUUUGAAUGAGCUCAGUGUUUGUCAGCAGACAGCGAAGCUAAUUAUCGAGCUAACUUCACAUUAAAAGCUGUUUGCUUUCACUGUUUUAACUUUCACGGAUAUUAAAUGUCUUUAUCGUGCCAAAGAGACGGUCAGAGUGAUGAUAUUGACUUGUCAUAACUUUAUUGUCAGUCUGUCAGCUGUCAAUGAGUCUGUAACGGAAAUCUUAUUCAGGCCCAGCCUCAAACAUCUGUCCUCUUUUUUUUAUUUAACAGGGUUUUUUUUUUGGAGACGAUUCAUUCAUAAACAAUGGUAAGAGGCGGAUUAUUUGUUGCAUAUGAUCUAUUUUUCUAUUGAAGUGAAAGCCCUCUGUAUACAUUGAUUUGCACAUACAGUGAUCAAUUAUUCAUAAUAUUCACUUACUGUUCAGUCCUCAUUUUCUUUAUUUAUGUAUUUGUUCUUGAGACAGCACGGACGAGUAAAGAUUAAAUCUACAGCCCAGCAGGAGGAGGAGAAAAGGAAGGAGAGAGAGAAGAAACUCAAGAUAUAUGUGGCUGCAAGGGAUGCCUGUUUUUCUAAGGUUACAUUUAAACACUUAUUUAAGACCUACAUUUCUGACAGAAAUGUCUAAGGAUAUGUUUUAUUCUUUCACCUGGGGACAAAAACAAUGAUAGUGAUGAUGGUUAUACAAACUUUAUUAAUAUAGCGCUUUUAAAAACAAAAGUUUAAAAAGUGCUUCAAAAGACAUAGCAGAGGAAAUGAUAAUUAUAACAACAGAGAAGAAAUACGUCAUAAAUGGUAGAUUUAUCGCAAAGAAAAUGGGGAAAAAUACUACAAUAAUAGCAUUUACAGGUCAAUACAGAUUCCCAGAAUAAGAAAAAGAUGGGGAAAGAACAGAAAGGAAAACCAGAUAACAUUACAUCAAACUUUAAAGACAAAAGAAGAGUGAGAUGUAAAUGAACAAACCAAUAAAUAAAUGUGGCUAGAUGGCUGUCAAGACAUGGAUCAGAAGAGGACUUGUAAACUAAUAGUUUGAGCAAAAGCAUCAUUAAAUGAUAGUUUUAUAUUGCUCAAUUUCAUUUUUUUGUAACAGUUAUUUUUCUGAUGUCCAUCACUGUCCCUCAUUUUCUCCUGUAUGACAGAGGAAGGAGGGCAUUUUUGAUGAUGAAGCUCUCCAGCUCACCCAGCAGCUUCUAUCAUCCAACCCUGACUUUGCAACUCUGUGGAACUACAGACGAGAAAUCCUGAUGCACCUGGAGACUGUGAAGUAAGCUCCGUUAGCUAACCACCUUUAUAUUUUCUGCAGUGCAUUCAGGAAUACAUGGAUGUUAUGUAUGUUCAGUAUAUCUAUUUACAGUUUUGAACUCGCAUGCUGCAGAUUUCCAGUUUUGCAGCUCCUGCAGUAAAAGUACAAUUUUAUAUGUAGGGGAACACAUUUCAUAAAGGUUUUAAAGAAGGGCUCAAGCCAAAGCACAUCAAUCUUAGGAUAAAGUUGUUCUUGUACUACAAAUGUUGCUGGAGUUUCAGCCACUUUAAACUUUACCCAGUUUUUAUUGAUAUAGUGCCAAUUCACAACAAAUGUUAUCUCAAGACACUUAAAAGACGAACUGGUCUAGACCUAACUCUUCAUCAUAUUUACAAGAAGAUCAAACAUAAAGAUGGGAUGGGAUUGAGUCCCCUCUUUUAAGAUCAGACUCACUCCCAUCCCAUCUUCAACCACAUGAGUGAAACACUCAUCAAACACACACAUCAAGUUACAGUGGAAAGGAAAACUUCCUUCAACAGGCUGAAACCUUGAGCAGAACCAAGGUGUUAGACAGUCAUCUGCUGAGACUGAGCCGGGUUUAGAGAGGGGAGAGGGAGAUGCAGACAGAGAGAGACAACAAUGUUAGUACAUACAGAUGUAUGGUUACAUGUCAGAGAUAAUGGAACAAGUAUGUGUACUGUUUACAGAAACAGCAUGAUCAUAAUAAUAGACUGAUCUUAGAUUGAUUUAUGGAACAUUUAAGUCAACAGGUCUGUAGUAAUAGCAAAGCAGCUAUAGCAUUUUUAAUUAUGAAGAUGAGGGCUUGAAUAAAAAUAUUUGAAGCCAAAAGAGCAAAAAAAAAAAAAAAUCUGUAUUUAAUAUUAGCUUUAUAACAGUGAAAAAAACUGAGAGACUAAUGCUGAUAAAUUAACAUAAGCUUUAACAAUGAUAAAGACUAACACAAAUAAAUUAAUUUUAGUUCUGAAAUGGUGACAGAAAUGCAAGGGCUGAUGCAAAUAAUUAAACAUUAGCUUUGUAGCAAUGAUAAAGAUGGAAAGACUGAUGUUUGUAGUUAAAGCAGCUUGAAAGCAGGCAGGUCUACAACAGCAGGAUGUCGGCAGCAGAGAUCCAGAGGAACCUCCAGCAUGGUGGAGCUCAGAGACUCCCAGACAAGACAUUGUAUUAGUGACUUCAAUGGGACAUGAUGGUUCAAAGUUAAAAAAAAAAAAAAAAAAAAACAGACAGAACGAGGAGAGGUACUCAGUGUGCCUGUACCCUAGACCAUUUGAGUCAGUAGCAACAAAACUAAGAGCUGCUCAGGCCUGAACCAGCUCUUACUAUAAGCUUUAUCAGUGAGUGAAGUGGGGAAGGUGUCUGCCCCCAUGCAUCUCUUUCUUUAGUAGUAGGUAGAGUUGUGCCUGAAUCCUCAGCUGUACUCCUCAGAUUUGCAGCUCUAAAGUAACAGGAAACAGAACAGAAACAAAUAACUGAAGAACUGAAUAAAAACAGCUGUUAAGUUGGGUAUUUUUAUAAUCCUUUUAUGUUUGAAAACAAAUCUCAGUUAAGACAGUCCAAAGCUUCACAGUGAAGAUACUCAAAAAAUGUACCUAAGGACAGCACUCUAGCAAAUUUACUUUUUUUGUAGGCAUCAAAAGUAAUGAUGUGAGGUUGAGUAAGCUGAUAGAAAUAAAACAGUAAGCCUGCAUCAUUCAUAUCAGAUUUUUGUAGUAACAGUCGGACUGGUUGUCAGUGCAUUUCAGCAUCUGUUCCUUGAUGUUCAGUGUGAGGAUGAAUCAACAGUCUGGCACUCUUUAAAACCUCCUGGAAAGCCCGUCUUAGUCACAGCUCUGCCAGCAGUUGAGUGACAAGUAACAACAAAAAGAAACAGAAACAGAACAAAAGAACAGGAAAUCAUCUCUGUGUGACGUUAUAAUCAGGCUGAGCUUCACUGGAGCUUCAAUCUGCAGAUAGAGACAGAAAUCUUGUGGUAAACAAACCAGAAGACGAGUUUUGCCAGCUCCUCGGACAAGCAGCAAGACAACUCGCUUGUAAGAAGGCAGGCAUGCAACACUGCAAUUCUGGGCUGAAUCAAUACUUUAUUGAUCCAAAUGCAAAUACAUGCAUUCAGUUUCGAACUGAUUAUAUGACAUGUAUAAUUAUGUUCUCCUUGUUGUAGAGUGUAGAGUAAUGCUUGUAGAAUAAUGUCUGACAAGUCUGACUCGAGGUGUGAGAACAUUUUUGUUGUGCUGAAAUGUCAGGAUAUUUUGUGAUCUAGUACAAUUCUUUGAAGUGCUGCAUCGACAUUUAAGGUCCCCACAUUAUGAUCAGAAACUGGAGCGCACCACAAUCACAGUAUGCGUAGCUUAUUUUGGAGGUGAAUGAAACACUGAUUUCAAUGACUUUCUCAACAAAUCACCUCUGACUUUGAAUUUCUUUUUUUUACCGAUCUGUGUGUGUGUGUCUGUUAGAAUGAGGCAAAGAGGAGGGGCAAAGUGAGUAUAGAGUGUGUUGUCUCUCAGAGAAAAAAUGUCUUUCCUCUUACAGACUUAAAACAAUCAAAACCAAAACCAGCCGUCACUUGGUAGCCUUGUUGUGUAGUAAUCAUCAUUAAAAAAACACAGUUUUUCUUGAGUAUGACCAGUGAAUUUAACAAAAGAGCAUUUGCUGUGUGCUUGUGUGUGUGCCAGGCAUUAACUGGAGCCUGGAGGGGGUAAAUAAACUGCAAAGUCAUUUUUAAUUGGGUGACCAUUUUAGUGCAAAUGUUUACCCAAUAUGGGAUGGACAGACCUCUGAAAUUUACUCACCAAAUGGAAAAUCUGUCAUAUUUGGCACUGGAAGGUACUAAUUUUGGAGUCUGUUUUAUUCUAUUUAUUGUAUUUAUUUAUUUCUGUUUUGUUUUGUUAAUUUUUUUUAUUUGAGAAAGAAAUUUGAGCAGGCUUACAGCACAAACGGUUGAUGCUCUACUUUGGAUGAUGUGUAGAAGUUCAAAAAGUACCCAAAAAAGGAAAACAAGUCUUUUACAAAAGUUUAUGCAACUUUAAUAUUUCAGCUGAAACAAAGAUCUGCGCCCUCUUAGCAUUAUAGAGAAUGACAGCAUUAGUAUUCUGAUAAAAACAUCGGAGCCCUGAUGUUGGUGAUCUAUUACUGACAUGGCUUUUCUCCAGUUGUCCACAGUCACCAGAGUCCUACCUGACACUUCAGGACAGGUGUGCUGUGAAUUCACUUGCAGAUAUUUGAUUCAGUUUGUCUGUUAACCUCCUUACACAUUUUUACAGUCUUUCUUGUACACAAGCUAAAGUUUUGUUUUGUUUUCUCUCAUUCUUAAAAUUUGACGGUGACAUAAAAAUAACAUUAAUAAUAGCUUUUAUUUACUUGUUGUCUGGCAGCUUUUGUUUAAGCAAACUUAACAGCCUGACAGCGUCCAAGUCAGGCUGUCUUCUUUGUACUCCUACUGAUCACUGAAUGUGUCAUGUGGCAUUCCGGCGAAAGCCAAAAGAUCUGAUAGCCAACCUCAUUUCACCAGCUGAUGUAAGUUGGCAUUAAAAAGUGUAGAUCUCGAGCAUAUAUUUGGAUCCUCAUGUUUGAUAUUAUCCAGGAAAAAUUAAGUGAACAUUAUCAGUGAGAAAAAGCUGUCUCCAGAUUUCAGAGGCUCCUUUCACAUCCACACUGUCCCACUCUGGACAGAGAUUCCUCUGAGUUUUGACAGGAGCCUGAUGUUUUUGUGUUUUAUAACUCUCCUUAGGGACGAGGAUGAAGUUCAGAAGAUUUACGAGGCUGAGCUAUCUUUUCUGGAGUCUUGUCUGAAGGUGAAUCCAAAGUCUUACGGCAGCUGGCACCACCGGUGUUGGGUCUCAGCCCGCCUCCCUCGACCGGACUGGGCCAGAGAGCUGAGUCUGUGCGACCGCUGCCUGAGCCUAGACGACCGUAACUGUGAGUAUAGAUGGACAGCAAAAUCACGAUCUUUUCUACCCUGUUGAUCAAAUCUUAUUUUUGAGACCCUAUAAUUCGAUCAAUUCACCAGUAAAAGAGUACCUGGAUCAUGUUAAAUCCUCCACAUUUACACAAUUAUUCCAUCUCUUUUCUAACUGUGCUCCCCACCAGUCCACUGCUGGGAUUAUCGCCGGAUGGUGGUGAAGGUCUCAGGUGUUCCCGUCGAUCAGGAGUUGAGUUUCACUGAUCGUCUCAUCGGCUCCAACUUCUCCAACUACUCCAGCUGGCAUUACCGCAGCACACUUCUGCCGCUGCUCCACCCGGAGUCUCCCGAACCUCCGUCACCACGCAGAGAGCCCCCCCAGACCUCCCCUCCUCCAUCUCCACAAACACAUUCCCACCGUGUGUGUGAGGAGCAGCUCCUCAAAGGUGAACCUCACUGAAUCCAUCAUGGACCUUGUUUGUUCAGGACCGAGAGGGUUACUGUGUCAAAAUGCAGACUUCUUAUAAAGACACCGGGGGGAGAAGUAGGAAUGGGGUUUGACUUCAAAACAGAAAACAAAAGAGUUUAGAUAGUAUUAUUUAAGUUAGAGUUGUUCAUGGGAAUAUAAAACCACUUUGCAUUUAUCUUGUAUCAGCUCUCUACUUUUUACAUCACAGCUCUUACUUCAUGUCGUAGUCCUGCUCACCCUGUCGGGAUUUGAAUCUGCUGUAACAACCCGCUCACUUUACAUUUUCUCUCACAAAUGUGUCAUUGAAACCAGUGAAACUCUGCAGCCUGCUUUAAUUUAAACUCCAGCAUGUUUAAAUUCAGCUUUGACUGUGUUAUAAUCAAAGUUCAGGGUUUUCUUGUAAACUCAAAUCAACAGAGACAGAAAGUUCCUCACAGGAGCUUUAAGGUGAACCCACUAAAAAUGUGACCCCCCUACAAGUACUUGGGUGUUUUCAUAAACAAUAGACUCACAUUUAACAUAUAUAUUAUUGAUGUAUUCAAUAAGCUAAGAGUGUUCUCAGCCUUUAUUUUAGAAGUGAAUCCUGCUUUUACUUUCAGUGCCUAAAAAAAAAAAAAGAAACUUUAGGAGACGGCACGUCUGUCUGUGAUUUAUUAUGGUGACAUGUUGUGUAUGCAUGCAUCUUCAUCCACUUAGCAAACCCUUGAGUCAGACACGCAUCCCUUUGCUUUAGUCUUUAUGAUUGAGGGGUUGAAUAUCUUUAUCUAAUGCAGACAGUGACGCAGGUGUGUUUUCAUCGAUAAAACAAUAGUAGAAAGUUUCUAUCUUUUAACAUUUGAUUAUACAUGCAUCAUCUAACAAUUUUUUAAUAUGUGUACUCUGGGCUCGCUUCAUUUUUCUGGUUUAUUUUUCCAAACACAUGGUUGGUCUCAAAAGGUGCUGGCUGCAAUACCCGCAAGUAACAGCAGGGGGCAGUCUAAGGCCAUUCAGUGGCAUAUAGCAUGUGGUCAUGGUUAGACUGAUGUCGUUUUCAUUGAAAUAAAGACACAAAGUUUUGAUGCUGUUUGGAUGUUUGUUAAAUAAGAGCUUGAAAUACUGAAAACCAAAUUAUCUUGCCACAUUUUUAAAGUGGUAUCUAUUGAUUUCAAUUUUUUGCUUUUAUUUUAAUUCGAUAGUCACAUAAAAUUCAAAACUUUUAUAAUUUAGUUCAGAGUAUAAAAGAAACAUGAAAAUGUUUCAUUUCCCUUUGUUUUGAAAAGAUCCUUUGAGAGCACCUGAAGGAAACUUUGUCCUGGGUAACUGGGUAAUUUUCCUCCAAAAAUGCACCGCCACGUUUCAUUUGUUCUGAGUCCAAAUGCUGCCUCUGUGCUCUGCUGUCGUCCUUUUUAGUAAUAAUAUAUUAUUGUUGUAAGUUUUAGUUGUGUUUUCCGUCCUCUUCUUUGAUGACUAAUUCACAUGUACCUCUUCUAUUUUUCAGAAUAUGAGCUUGUACAGAACGCUUUCUUCACUGACCCCAAUGACCAGAGUGCCUGGUUCUACUAUCGCUGGUUGCUUGGCAGAGGUGUGUCCGCAUGAAAGUCAUCCACGUGUUGUCUAUUUGCUGUAUUUAUUCUUUUAUCACACUAGAGUUGCUUAAAUUUAAACUUUCUAUUCAUCAGCCGAGCGAGAGGAGAUGAUCAGCUGCGUGUACGUCAGUCGAGAUGAGGAAAGAGUGGCUGUCGCCUUCUCCAGGCCUGUCAAUGUGAGUUUAUCCAUUUAUUUGAGUGUGACAGAGUCCCCACAUUUACAGUUUGAAAGCCAGGUUCACCUUUUCAACACACAGCUCUGCAGUAACCUAAAAAUGUCACUCUUAGUGCAACCAAACAGAAAAAAUGUUUUCACUCAUAACGAAAUGUCUCCACAUACACAAACACAGAUUAACCUACAGUUGCAUUCACACCUUCACAUCAUAACAUGCCGGUGCAAAAGCCAGAGUAUGUUCAAGGAAACAACAUUCUGAAAUCUAUAUCGAUUAUUUUUUACUUAACUGCCUGAAUUAAUACAGCUGACAGAGAUACACACAUGCAGAAUAAAAACAGCUUGAAGCUCCCCCUGUGCUGGCUAUGGUGCCCUCUGCUGGUACAGAUUUGGCCCACUGGUGUCUGUUUUUCCAGUGGGGUCUAAAGUGUGUGGUAAAUAAUGCAAAUCAGGCCAAUGGCAUCCAGGGAUGGUAUUUAACUCUCAACUCUCUGUUGAAUUUAAGUACAAAAGACUGUCACAAAUCAAGUUGGCAGCAGAUCAGCUGUAUAGAUUAUUACAUAACAAGUUACUGGACAUAUUUGCUCCUGUACUACCACCCUCUACCUAUUUAUCCUUCUCUCUGCUGAGCUGGUGUCAUAAAGUGUAAAAUGUACACCAGCUUAUAUUGUAAAAAAAAUUGUUUCCCGAUGAGAAUAAUCCCUGAAAUUGUUGUCACACUCAUAAUCAUCCCUGAGAUGGAGAAAUAUUAAUACACAAACAAAGUCAACACUCAUGUCGUUUUUCUGAUGAGAUUACAUUAGAAUCAGAGUCAGUCAGGAGAACAUACAGGUCGUUUAAACAUCCCAACUGCAAUGAGAGCAAGUGCAAUAGUCACAUUCCAGGAUCUGUGAUACUAGUCACAUGAUCUAACCUUGACCAAUCAUCAAAAUGUGUGUUACUGCUGGCUGUAACACAAUUUUCCCCUCAGAGAUAAUACAAAUAUCCUUGAGAAACUUGUAUUUUCACCACUUCCUCAUUGUCUAGAUUUAAUCUAUAAGACAUUUCUAUCUGAAUUCACUUCUGCAGACCCUCACUCAAAAAUAAGGGUGCUAAUAUCUUUAAAAGCAGAAAAUAAACUGAAAGAUCCAAAUAAUAACGGUACAGUUGUGUUAGUAUCAUGUUCAAUCGUUUCUUCACACUUGAAAUACAGAACAUGUAUCUGGUAUAAUUCCUGAGUUUCUCUGGAUCAUAAUAUGUAUCCCAGACAGAAAAAAAAAGUUUAUUUUAAUAUCCUGCAGCACAAGGAUUGCAGGAUUUUGUCAGCAGACAUAACAGUGAAAAUAACAAAACACAUAAUGUGCUUUGAUUGUGAUUAUUAAUAACAUGCUAAAAUAAACUAUCCUGUAUCACUCAGGUUUCUCUCCCUGAAAGUGACUGAAAACAGUAACCUGGUCUCACUCUCUUUGUUUAUCUUUUUCUCGUUUCAUGUCAGGCUCAGUCAGUCGGCCUCCUGCUCGUCCUAGACGGCCAGCCUCAGCGAGUGGAGUGGAGGAGUGUCCAUCCACGCUUCAAACACAGCCCCGUCUGGGUAUCCUUUACUUUUUGAAAAAGAAAAAAAACUUUUUACAUCCUUUUGUCCUUUCUCUGAUAUUUGCUCAAACUGUAACUGUGGGUCUGAGCAGGUUGGUUUUUCUACAUUCUGCCCAUCAUUCCUCACAUACCUCCUCCCACUAAUAGGUUUGAGUGAAACACUUCAACCAAAGAAAAGUUUUCAGCACUGAGCUCUAAUUAGUGUUGCUGUGUAAGAAUUUUACUCUUACCUCGUCUUUUUGAAAUGCAUGUCUAACCUGUCAGGGAACAACGGAAGACUUUGUGUUUAAGGGAACAAACAGCUGAGGAAUCUGUUUUGAUGGUGUCAGGGUUCAGGGUCUCUUCAAUGUUUAGAAGAAGAGUUGAGAAAAGGAAGUUCAAAAUAUACUUUGCUACUAAUUUACUUUGCUUGAUACUUUGCUCUGAAUUUCAAAAAACAAAUUUCGGUGCAGAUUGCUAUUUGCUCAACUCAACUCAACUUUAUUUGUUAAGCACUUUAAAACAACCAGCCGAACAAAGUGCUGUACAUAAAUAGACAAAACAACAACAUAAAAAACAAUCAAGAAAACAAUGAAAACAAUGGAUAAAAUAAAAGCAGAAUUAAAAAGUAAAAUAUAGUUUCAAUGUGCUCAGCUGUGAAUUUCUCCUAUGUGAGCUGCAGAUGAUGCUGAGAGAAUCACAGUUCAAGCAGCUACAGCGCCCUCAUACCUCUGUGCUUUUGAACGGCACAUUUCACUUAAAAUGACUCUGAUGGCAAGUCAAAUUUUUUCUGCAUUUUCUGUCACAUAGAAUUAAAAUAUCACUUUGUGUUUUUGCUGCCACCUACAAGCGAAGCAUACAGGUGCAGUUAAUUAGACUGAUAUCAGUGGGCCGCAACACAAAAGCUAGCAGAUCAUGAUUUUGGAGUGUAAGCGGAGACUAUUCAGAGGAUCCAUACGUCAGGACCCGUAUGAAACAGAGAAAGCAACCAAAGUGGGACUCCUGAAGAGUACAAAUGCUGCUGCAUUAACCAGGGAUCCUGGGAUAUCAAUGAGUGACCAAAAUGAUCUUAAAAUAACCACACAGCGUACUUCUGCUGACAAAUCGUUGCUCCUUUUUGCUUUUGAAUGUCACAAUAAACCGUGUUUUUGAUAGAAUAAGACUUUAGAGGCUGUCUCCUGCCUCUAAGUCUUGGUUUCAGACCGCACUGGUGCAGCAGAAGCGCAUUUAUUUAAAUAGUAAAUCCGGAAGUCGAGAUUAUAAAGUCAAACAAAGUGCGUUAAUUUAAUUUACAAACCAAGACCGUGAUAAGAAUUACCUUAGAUCGCAAAUUAAAACAUAAAAUGUAUUUGAAAAGCAGAAUAAUGAAGUUUUAUGCUUAUGAUUAAAAAAAUUAUUUUUUGUGAUUGACUCUGAAGAUUCUGCAGUUAAUCGUGGUUUUAAAAAAUAAUCAUCAGGAAGCCUCGGUCAAAGACACAUCAGUAUGGGACGCCACCCUGUUGGCUUGACAGCUGGAUCAUUUGGCCCAUAAACAAACGGGGACCAUAGACCUGGAAUGAGGCGGCUCUUUACAGCAGUCUGACUUUAAGUGGUUCAGAAUUCACCACCAGAAUUUGCAGCUGGAUUAUUGUCACUAUCCAGUUAAGUGGUGAUAUGUUCGGAGGUCUGGUGUAGUGCUGAGAUCUGUUGGUGAGUUUCUGAAGAGGGGACCAUCCAGCUGAGGUCUGCAGGAUGGAUUAUGUUUGUUUUGUUUAUAAUUCAAUCAGACAGGUGCUUUUUUUUCUACCUGUGGUGCUUUUAUUGGAUUGAAAUCCUAUUAAAUUUUUAUUGGCCUCUAACUGAAAAGAAAGCUUGAUGCUCAGUGAGAGUCUGUUAUAAUUUUCUGUGCAGCUGUGAAUUAGUGUAUUAAAUCCCUGUUUGUGUAAUUACUGUUUUUCUGUUCCAUCAUGGUGUAAUUCAUUCACGACUCCACCAGUCUGCUGUUCCUGGCACUGAAACCAGCCAAAGACUUACAAUGCAGCCUCACGCCAGGAGCUCGGCUGCGAUUCAUAUUUUCAAGAUGGCUAUUUAUUUAGGAUAAAAAUUUCUCUUGGUUUCAUUGGUGGAAUAAAUAAUCCCUAUUUCUCUCGAUUUGAACCUUGACGCCGGCUCAGAUAUGUGAUCUCCCUCCUGGAACGAUAGGCGACAUCACGAAUGAACACAACCUGACAGUGCACUGGACUGAAAAACACACCCACAGAGACUGUGCUCUGUACACAGGUGAGACACAUCUAUGCCUUUCACAUUCAGCCACACGUUUGUUUCCUCCAGCUUCCCCUCACUGUGAACUUUUCCACAGGUCGAGCUGAAAGUUGGUGCAGAGACUCAGCCACAGAUCAGGAGCUCUUCAGGUACUGUCUCUCUUCUCUCCAGCAGCACACUGAGAACAUCUUUUUGUUGCCGGAAAUCAGGAGAGUGUGCUUUUUGUCUGCAGGAGUGAACUGUCAGUGGAGAAGACCUCAGUGUUACAGUCUGAGCUUCAAUCCUGCAACCAGCUGCUAGAGCUGGAGCCGCUCAAUAAGUGUGAGAGCCUCAAUAUGAAAUUCAUCCACAAAAAUACAAGACACAGAGGUUAGCUGCUGAAAGUAAAUUGGUUUUUCCUCUUCUCUGCAGGGUGCUUACUCACCAUCAUCCUCCUGAUGAGGGCGCUGGACCCUUUGGGAUACGAAAAAGAGACGCUGGCUCAUUUCCAAACACUGAGAGUGAGUAUCAAACCUUCAGUCAGAAACAUGAAUCAGGUCGAACACUGAAUGUCUGCGUCCUGAUCUGUUUGCAUUUUAUUUCAACCAGAUUUUUCACACAUGACAGCAGACAGUUUUUUUAACGUCUUUAUUGUUGUCACGUAAGAUAAAACAAAUAACAAAGAACAAAAAAAAAAUGAAAUGGUUUGAAGUCAAAUGAAAAAAGUCACAACUGAGGGGUAUUGGCGCAUCAAAACAGAACUUGAAAGUUUAUUGUGUUUCAGAAUUUGAUCAUUUUUAUGGAAAACAAUAGAAAAAUUUCUUCAGUGGUUGAUAAAGAAGUAAGUUUAUAUUCAUUUGCAAUGGUUUUCAGAACCAAAUAUUAAACUCCAGACAACUUCAGUUUCUAUAUUUAAGAUCAAUAAAGUCAGUCUAUCCAAUCAUCAAUCAUCUGUCUUAAUCAAAUCAAUCUAUCUAGAUUUUCUGUCACCUGUCCAGAUUGUUAUCCACCUGUCAGUUCAUCCAUUCACCUAUCUAUCAAAACAUCCAUCUAUCUGUUUAAUCAAUCCAUCCGUUCAUCUAUUUAUCCAUUCAUCCAUCUGAUCAAUUAUUCAGUCAAUCCAUAUUCAUCCAUCCAUCUGAUCCCUUCACUUACUCUUCCAGUCCACCAUCCACUUCAUCUAUCUUGUCAUUUACAUCUAUCCAUUUGAUUAACAUACUCAUUCAUUAGUUGUGUCCAUCCAUCAUUCGUCCAUUCUUCUUUCUCUCAAGGGGGUGAAGUUUGAAACAUUUCUUCCUUUCUGUUUCUUUGUUUUCAGAUGUCUGGCACUGAGACUUAACACGUUUUUAAACUCGAUAAUCUCCUCUCCAGAUAAAUCAACAUUUCUCCCCGGUGUUGGAAGUUUUCUCUCAAUAUUUUGACUUCACUCCAGUGACAUGACUUUGUUUUGGAUGGUUUCACUCUUAUUUCAGUAAAUCUGCCAGAACUGACAGAUAACGACCAACUCAGAGCAGACCUAAAAUUAAUCCCAGGGUACAGAGCAGAUUGAAGAGUUUUGCUUAUCUGAACACUAGAUUUCUUACUGAUGGUUCAAAUGUUCUCCUUCAGGAGGUCGACUCCAUGCGCUCUGCAUAUUACAGUGACCUGUGCAGCAAGUUCAUGAUUGAAAACACCAUCCUGAAGAUGGAGUACGCUGAAGUGCGUGUCUUCAGUAUUUCUGAUAAGGUAAUGUCAGUUUUCUCACUGUCAAACAUUUUUACCUGGUGUUCAUGUUUGGAGAGUAAUCCCACUCUUUGUUAUUCUAACAGAACCUGACCACUUUGUGCCACCUGGACCAGCUCUUAUUGGUAACUCAUAUCAACCUGUCGUCCAAUCAGCUGCAGCGGCUGCCUCCUCAGUUUGCCAUGCUGCAGUGCCUGGAGGUGAUAAAUCUGCUUUUCAAAUCCAAGUAUUAGUCGUGCAUGGGCAGUGAUCAUUUUCUCACUUUGUGGUUUGAUUACUGCAGGCGAUGCAAACACAAUGCUGCUCAUAUCAAUAAAAACAUACAGUCUUACUUCUUCCAUUUACGCAGUAUCUCCAAAUUAAAAUCCAUCCUCUCCCAGUCAGAAAUGGAAAAAGUUGUUCACACCCUCAUCUUCUCCUGCCCAGAUUACUGUAACUCAUUUCUUCCAGUAUUACGCAGAAAUCUCUUUCCCACCUCCAACUUGUCCAGAAUGCAGCAGCUCGGCUUCUAACUGGUUUUAACAGUCAACAUCACAUUACUCCCAUUUUAGCAUCUUUACAUUGGCUUCCAGUUAGUUUUAGAAUUGAUUUUCAGAUUUUACUUAUUACUGUCAAGGCAGGAAAGGGUCUGGAUCCAAUCUACAUAAAAGAACUUUUAACCCCCUAUGAGCCAGCCCGCACCCUGAGAUCCUCAGGUGGGGGCCUCCUGGUCGUUCCAAAGUCGAGACUUGUAACUAAAGGUGACAGGGCCUUUUCCAUCAGGGCCCCUCGACUUUGGAACGACCUCCCCCCAGGAGAUAAGGCGUGCAGAAACAGUCACUGCUUUUAAAUCACGUCUUAAAACUCAUUUUUAUGGACUUGCUUUUAUGUGAUUUUGUCUUCUUUAAUACCUUUUACUCUUCUUAUUCAUGUUUUGUAAUAGUCCCCUUGGUCUCAGGUUUUUGUGGCUGGGUUCCUGUGUUGGCCGGGUAUCAUGGUUCUUAUGAUGUCUUUGUUGUAAUGUCUUUAAUGACUGGGUAGUCUGGGUUUUUGUCUUGUCAAGGCUCUUUCCUCUAAGUGUUCUCUUGCUGUUCUGUUGUUUUUAUCUUCUUUGUUUUCCUGCAUGUUAAGGCACUUUGUAAACUCUUGUUUUUAAAAGUGCGAUAUAAAUUAAGUUAUUAUUAUUAUUAUAAUUGUUACCUCUUUUUCUGCAACAUGUCGGAUUGAAUCAACGUCUUCUGUCUUGCAGGUCUUGGAGGCUGAUGACAACAUUAUCGAGAGCCUGGAGGGAGUCUACCACCUUCCUAAACUGGAGGAACUCCUCUUGAAAAAUAACAGUAUCCUUUAAAUUUCUCGGUUACUCUCAUUCAGAGUUUUGUGUUGCUGGAGAUAUGACUAAAUCUCUGCCAGUGUCAGGGAGGUCAAUUAUAUCCUCUCUCACAGCACUAGUAACUGGGAAAUGUGUGAAUGGGCUCUGAGUGCUGCAGAAACAACCUCACCAAAGAGUUAGGGCCGCUGAUGGUGUGUGAAAAGCGGGAUUCAAAAGACGCACUACACAAAUUGGUGUUUACACAGAGCAGAAAAUUGCAUCAGGAAGGAGACUCUUCAGCUCAAUGCAGGAAUAAUUUGUUUUCACCUGAAACUUUAGUGCAGCGAUGAAGUCAAUGAAAUCAAGGCUGACAGACUCACAGAGCCAACAGCACCAUUAGGAAAGGAAGAGACAUUUAGCAGCACAUCAUGGCUGCAGACUCCUCCUUCUACUUCAUGCUCGUGCACCUCUGAUAAACUAAGAAGGGGUUAAUGCAGUCCACAGGUCAAGAUGCAAACGCUACCAUUAGUUCAGUUUUUAAUUGACAGCUAAGAGGAGACCUCUCUAUUCAGGGGUCUCCUCUUAGCUGAGUGUGCCGUGAAAUCCUCCAAAAAGAGUUUUGUUUUUUAAUUAGAUACCUAGACCCCCUCAGCCUGCUCUUUUCUGUUCAAAGCUGCAGCAGCUCCGCUGAUGCAAUUUGGAGUCUGCAGUUCAGUUAAUUAAAUUUUCAGAUAAUACUCUCACCAGAAAACAGUCUCAAAUUGGCCAAUUCUGAUUCAAUGUCCUUUUUCAGGUGGUUUUCUUUUUCCACUUGGUGCAUAAAAUGUAUAACCCAAACUCUGCAAGUUACUUCAACCAUAAGAUAGUCCAAAGACAACUUAGGAAAUAUUCAAACUGAAACAUUUCAUUAUUUAUCAGAAACGUUGGCUCAUUUUUUACUUGAUUCCAGCAACAUAUUUCUCAAAAAGUUAGGACUAGGGCGUGUUUACUGGAGAAAACAAACAAGUUAUUAGUCAAACUUUAGUCUUGACUGUUGUUUUGUCCAAUUCUUGUUACUUGGACAGAAAUCUGCAUUCAAGUACAACUUGUACUUCAUCUGAAGAUGUCUCAACAAAAAUGUGCUUUCAGUCCCGGAGGAUAAGUCCGUCGAAAAGUUUAGCCGACAAGCUCUGACAUUGGGAAAAUGACACACUGACGGGAUUUUGGGUCCCACCUGACGCUUAAUCUUACUUAUCUUUGAAAAUCCAAACGACACAUUGACAUGACUUUUGACACCUUUGAAUUGACUUUGUGUGUGAGCUGCCAUGGGAAAUAAGGACCUGUCUUUUGAUCCGACACAAAUUCCUGACUGGAAGCGACACAGAAGUCAGCAGUGAAUCAGAAAAAUGAGAGAGUUACUUGUUCUUCCUGGUGAAAAUAACUUACCCGCUCUGCUUGUGUCACUCUCCACAUCAUCACCGGGGCGAUUUUCCAUUAACCUCAAACACACAGAAAUCUCCACAGUGGCAGAUCUUCAGCCGCUGGCCUCCUGCCCUAAGUUAAAGCACCUUGAUCUUCGUGGAAACCCUGUCACUCAGACCCCCGACGUGGAGUCCGCGCUGGCCGAGUUGCUGCCCUCAGUCACAGACCUGCUGCUCUGAUGAGCCAAGGGGGCAGGAAUCACUGCCAUCGCCGUCCGUUUUGUCCGUUCGUCCUUCACAUCCUCGGCCUGUUUGUUUGUGUGAGACUGAGUGGGUGUUUUUGUCACGUGCCUCGUGGAUCUGUUUCUUCCUCUUGUUUAGGAGAGUGUCAAUCACAGCGACCCUGGAGCUCUGAAAGCCUGAUGCUUCAGAGCAAAUGUCAGAGCUCUCAACACUUUAAGUGAAACGUCUAGACUUCUGUUUGAGUGACUGAGAGAGAGUGAAAGAACUGUUGCAUUUCUCUGUGUGUGUGCGUGUGCGCGCACGAGUGUGAAUGUGUGUGUGUGAGUCCACAGUAAAACAAACCCAUAUGCAUGCAGAAACACUGAUAAAGAGCGAGAUGACUGUACAUGGUGGCUUAUUGCUUCUAUGAUCUUUAAAAACGGUUGAAUUUAAGUAAAGCUAAUAAUGAUCAGAGCAUCACACACUCUCAUACACAUUUUUUUAAAGGUUGUGUAAAGCAUUUAAUAUAUGACGAUAUACUGUUGCACAGUAAGUCACAGAUCAAGUAAUAAACAGCACACAUUGUGUCACUGCCUUCAAACAGAUCCUGUCUUUGUGAUUAUUUUAAAUAAGAUUUACAGAGUUACUCAAGCUAGCGUGACCGACGCUGCAUUCAUGUGCUCCUCCAGAGAUAGCAGUUCCUAAGCUGAGAGGGUUUUUAUUUGUAUAAGUGUUUUUAUUUAAAAAAGUCAUGUUUAGCAUUACCUGAUAUUUUUAUUAAGGUUAAGUGCUUGUAAGACAUGUGACAUUUUGGGUAACGUUAACUGACUUAUGAUUUAGGGUUAUGAAAUAUGAUGUAAAUAAAUAAUAAAUAAUGGGUACCACAAGGUAUCAAGGCAACCUUACAGAAAAAAAAAAAAAAAAAUUUUAGGAUUAAAAUCAAGAAGAAAACACUAUCUUGUGUUUAUUUUGAAUACAGCUGUGAUUAUACAAGAAAAAAAGUCUGCAUCUUUCGGAAAAGGAGUCGUAACGAAACAAAAAUAUAGAUGUACUAAGAAUGAAAUCAUGAUGUGACAAGAAAAAAGAUGUAUUAUGAGGGGAAAAAAAGUUGUGAUGUGAAAAGAAUAAACGAUCUGUUUAGUAAUACAGUUCGGUCUUAGCAUUACAACAAUUAAGUCAUAAUGGACAGCACUGAAGUCUCAAUUUUACAGAAAAGGCCUGAUGCUACAAGAAAAAGUUUCCUUGUUACAAGAACAAAGUCCUCACCUCACAAGUAAAAGGUCAAAAUGUUUUGAAAAUACAGUCUGGUGUUAGAAGAAUAAAGUCUUUAUGUGACAACAGAGAAGUCUAAAUGUUCCCUCAUAACAAAAGAAAAAGGUCAUAAUCUCCUAAGAGUUCAGUCUGAAUGUUUCACACUAAAUUUAUAUUGACAGGAAUAAAGAUGUAAUCUUACAAAAAAUUAAGUUAUGGUGUUACAACUAUAAACUCAGGAUCUUAAAGAAAAUUAAUUAUGAUCACAAUUUAGAGUCAAUGUGAUAAGAAUAAAGUCAUAAUGUUAUGGUUGUAGUUGAAGUAACAGUUGUAGUGAUACCAGAAUACGCGCAGCAAAAGAAGUUUCUAUGUAAUGAAGUCUUAGCAUUCUAUGAAGAAGGUCCCAGUAUAAUGACAUGAAUCAUGAUGUAACAAGAUUUAAGUCUGAAUGUUACAACAAUAAUGUUGUAAUGUUUUUAAGAAUGAAAUCGUAGUCUUGCCUGAAUCAAGUCUUGGUGUUUUGACAAUAAAGCCAUGAUCUUACUAGAACGUUGUCACAACACAACGUUUUACAUUUACAAGAACAAAUGUGUUUAGCAAUAGAGUUUUAAUAUAACAAAAUGAAGUCUCUUAUCUUACAAGAACAAGCUCCAAAUAAGAAAUUUGAGUCAUAUUGGUACAAGAAUUGUCUCAAAAUCUUGCAAAAACUUUGACGACAUAAUUUUGAUGACAAACUUUCAAUGGACAUCUGAAGACUACACAACACAAACAACGAAAGAAAGACGUGAGUGUGAUUAAUAACACACUCACACAUGAAGUAACAGAACCUAACAUUCAUAAUAUUAUUAUAUCAAACCAUGCCUCCAUAUCUCUCAAAUUAAUAACAGGAAUUAAACCUCAACCCAAAUCCAGAUGGCGCUUUAAUAUAUCUCUACUCAAAGACCCAGACUUCACCAUCUACUUCAAAAAAGAACAGACAUCCUUUCUUAAGAUCAACAGCACCCAAGGUAAAAAAGCUAGUACACUUAGGAAACAGGAUGAGCAUUCUUAAGAGAAAAAAUAAUAUCAUACUCACAAAAAAAAGAAGAAAAAAAAAAAAUAGAAGAAGCUGCAAGAGAACAUUUUUGAGAAUGAGAACAGGAGGUGAAGAGACUGUACACUCUGGCCUCUCAAACGCCUACGAACACAGUUAAUAAAGAACUACUCCAGAUCAAAUAUGAACUCAAUAACCCUUCUCACAAAGGUAAAAAAAAAGAAAUACACACUUCUCCAAUUCCAAUAUCAAGAUUUUGAAUUUGGCAACAAAAUUGGUAAGCUAUCAACUAAUCAACUGAAACAACAAUCUGAAAUUAGUAAUUUCUUUAAUUUCAGUAGAAGAUUCGGGUAAUAACACAAGAUAGUACAGUAAUAAACAAAACAUUUAGGAAUUACUUCUCCAGACUGUACACCCUGAACCACACCAACACUGAGAGAAGUAGACAUCUUUCUAAGGAACGUCUCUCUCCUCAUAUUAUCCACUGACUAAGCAGUUUAUUUCAACACACACAAAAAAGCAUUGCUACCUAUGUCCAACAUUGAAUCUCCAGGUUGAGAUUGUUCCC
Messenger RNA from Xyrichtys novacula (pearly razorfish), 18820 nucleotides. The record is from the annotation of a GenBank genome assembly. Lineage: Eukaryota; Metazoa; Chordata; Actinopteri; Labriformes; Labridae.